UUCUUUCUCUUACCCUCACAACACUAAACCAGUCACUUGCGCUUUGGUUCUGCACUGUCUGGUGACUCUGGUUUACUUCCACUCACUGAAUUUCUUUGUUCAAAUUCCAUUCUUUCGUUCUUUUGGAGCUUCAUAAAUGGCAACCGAAACCUUUCUCUUCACAUCUGAGUCUGUGAACGAGGGUCACCCCGACAAGCUGUGCGACCAGAUCUCUGAUGCAGUGCUCGACGCGUGCCUUGCUCAGGACCCUGACAGCAAGGUUGCCUGUGAAACAUGCUCCAAGACAAACAUGGUCAUGGUCUUUGGGGAGAUCACAACCAAGGCCGAAGUAGACUACGAGAAGAUUGUCCGUGACACAUGCCGCAGCAUUGGAUUCAUCUCUGAUGAUGUCGGUCUUGAUGCUGACAAAUGCAAGGUGUUGGUGAACAUCGAGCAGCAGAGCCCUGAUAUCGCCCAGGGUGUGCACGGCCACUUCACCAAGCGGCCGGAGGAGGUUGGUGCUGGUGACCAGGGUCACAUGUUUGGCUAUGCCACUGACGAAACCCCUGAAUACAUGCCGCUCAGCCAUGUCCUUGCAACCAAACUCGGUGCUCGCCUAACCGAGGUUAGGAAGAAUGGUACCUGCGCUUGGCUGAGGCCAGAUGGUAAAACACAAGUAACUGUUGAGUACUACAAUGACAACGGUGCCAUGGUUCCAGUACGUGUUCACACCGUUCUAAUUUCCACCCAACAUGAUGAGACUGUGAGCAAUGACCAAAUUGCUGCUGACCUUAAAGAGCAUGUUAUCAAGCCUGUCAUUCCGGAGAAGUACCUUGAUGAGAAGACCAUCUUCCACCUUAACCCUUCGGGCCGAUUUGUGAUUGGCGGUCCCCAUGGUGAUGCUGGUCUCACUGGAAGAAAGAUCAUCAUUGAUACCUACGGUGGCUGGGGUGCUCAUGGUGGUGGUGCCUUUUCAGGCAAGGACCCCACGAAGGUUGACAGAAGUGGUGCCUAUAUUGUGAGGCAGGCUGCGAAGAGUGUUGUGGCAAAUGGGCUUGCGAGAAGGUGCAUUGUCCAAGUUUCUUAUGCCAUCGGUGUCCCCGAGCCAUUGUCAGUGUUUGUUGACACCUAUGGAACCGGAAAGAUUCCGGACAAGGAGAUUCUCCAGAUUGUGAAGGAGAAUUUCGACUUCAGACCUGGAAUGAUCACCAUUAAUUUGGACCUCAAGAGGGGUGGCCACAGGUUCUUGAAGACAGCUGCUUAUGGACACUUCGGAAGGGAUGACCCUGACUUCACAUGGGAAGUUGUCAAGCCACUCAAGUCAGACAAGCCUCAGGCCUAGGCGUCUGCUCUAGAACUUAAUCCCUCCCUUCACAAUUCAUGUGUUGCUAAGUCUUCAUGAAUAAUUUGCGUGUUUCGUUAGUACUAGGUCUAAAGCCAUUUCCUUAUAGUUUAAAAACUGUUUUUUUUACUUAAAAUUUAUUUUUUUGUUGAUUUAAUAUUACUGUUUUGAUGCAAUUAAAUUUUAUGUUAAUUUUGUACCUAUUGAUUGUAAUCUAAAAGGGUGAAAAAGCCCCCUGCAACGCAUUUUAUAUUUCACAAAAUUGAAAAUUCCAUCCCUUAUAAGAUGUCUCUCUCUAGUUCGUUCU
Messenger RNA from Vigna umbellata (rice bean), 1628 nucleotides. Lineage: Eukaryota; Viridiplantae; Streptophyta; Magnoliopsida; Fabales; Fabaceae. The record is from RefSeq and is a predicted model, not a curated record.